This is a messenger RNA of Rhodamnia argentea, 1205 nucleotides long. RefSeq names its product F-box protein CPR1-like. The transcript is spliced from 3 exons. Lineage: Eukaryota; Viridiplantae; Streptophyta; Magnoliopsida; Myrtales; Myrtaceae. The coding region runs from base 37 to 1170 and encodes 377 amino acids. Gene Ontology annotation, molecular function: protein binding. The record is from RefSeq and is a predicted model, not a curated record.
CACUGCUGAAGCAAAGUCCGUCCGCCAUCAACUUCCAUGGCAGGUCGUUCCUCCGACGACCCGAAGCUCCCUCACGACGUCGUCGUCGAGAUCCUGAAGCGGUUGCCGGCGGAAUCUCUCCUCCGAUUCAGGUGCGUUUCCCGAUCAUGGCGUUCCACCAUCGAUGACCCUCGUUUCGUGGCCCUCCACUUGAACCACUCCGCUCUCGAUGCCUCCAAUCGGUAUCUCGUGUGUCUAGAGUGGCGCCAUCGCUUGUGCUUUCUGCUUCCCAAUGAGUCUCUUACUCUGCCUUUCCAGUCGCUGAUCGAAAUUCCCUUUGUUAACCCUUCCAACUGUUACGGUUUUGUUGUUUCGAGUAAUGGUUUGAUCUGGGUCGCAGAAAUUUUGAGUAAUGGCUGUUGUCAGACGAUGUAUUUGUGGAAUUUAUUCACGAGAAAGCACAAGGUGGUUCGAGGAUCCUGUCCAGAGCAUCAAUUUUUCUCCAAGGAGACUGCUCAUGUAGUUCUCGGGUUUUGCUUCGAUGUCAGGUCUAAUGACUAUAAGAUUGUGAGGAUUAUCUAUUUUCCAGAUGAUAAUCGUCGAUACUUUGGUGGGUCAACCCUAGUCGAGAUUUAUUCACUCAGUACAGAUUCCUGGAGAAGUUUGGAGUGUGAGGUUCCUUCUUUCAGCGGCUACAGACGGGCGGUCUUCUUGAAUGGGAAUCUGCACUGGUUUGCUUUCAAGUUCGAAGAUCUGUUGGAGCUGGGUGGCUAUGGAGCGAUAGUCUUGUUCGAUGUCGCAGGUGAGGUGUUUGAUGAAAUGGCUCUGCCGGCAGAGAUGUUGCCUGAAGACGAUUUUGGUUUAAUAGCGUCUGUGGAAGUAUUAAAUGACUUGCUGGCUGUGUUCAUUAGUCAUGGGGAGCAAAUUGGGUAUUUGGAAUUGCAUUCCAAUUGUUCUGUUUGGGUUAUGAGACACUACGGCGUGCCUGAGUCUUGGACUAAGAUGUAUACUUUUGAGGCUAGUGGACUGCUAAGAGUAUGUGGUGGCUUCACGUGGACUGGUGAGCUUCUGAUAGAGAUAGAUAGUGGAAAACGAGUUUCUUGGAAUCCUAUCACGGGACAAUUCACAAAUCUGCCAUCAUGGAUGACAUCCGAUUUGGUCACCGUUGUAGAGAGCCUCGUUUCACUUUAGACAUGACUCGGUUGCUGCUACAUUCACGAGUAUGA